AUGACCUCUUUCAAAGUCGAGUCCUGGAUAUGGUAUGCGGUGACCAUCUCCAUGGUCAUUGCGCGGAUAGUCGCACGUCUUCUGCAUUUCAAAUCCAUACUGCGACUUCAAAUCGAAGACUUUCUCAUGGUGUUGUUGACAUGCUUGUAUACAAUCCUGAUAGUCUUUCUCAAUAUUGACCUGAAAGUCUCGACGAACCUGAUCGACCCAGCGCAUCCGGUCGACUUGACACCAGCCGAAAAAUCCCACCGAGCAUGGGGCUCCAAGACAGUCCUGCUGGUUGAGCAAUGCAUGUGCGCAGUUCAAUGGGGCACCAAAUCCUGUUUGCUGCUCCUGUACUGGCGCUUGACACGCAACCUGAAGCAAGGCCUCAUCGUCAAGGGCGCCGCGCUGUACGUCGGAUUGACGUAUCUCGUCAUGGAGAUUCUGUAUUUUGGCGUAUGGUGUCGGCCGUUCCACGAAUACUGGGCCGUGCCUACGGACAACCAGCAAUGCAGCACGGCGCUACAUCACCUCAUCACCAACCUCGUGUUCAAUUUGAGCAGCGACAUUUUGAUCAUGUCGAUCCCGCUCCCGCUUUUUCUGAAAGGUCAUCUCGAGGUGAAACGCAAGCUGCUCCUCGUGUUUCCCUUCAGUUUGGGCCUGUUUACUAUUCUUUGUGCCAUCCUCAGCAAGCAACUCAGCUUUACGCAUCCGUACAGCUCCGAAUGGGUGUUUUGGUACUGUCGCGAGGCUAGUACCGCUAUGAUUGUGUCCAAUAUGCCGUAUAGUUGGGCCUUGAUCCGGAGAAUCUUCAAUUUGAGGUCUUUCUUUGGUGAUUCUACCGCGGAGGAAAUGCAGGGUGGCCACCCUAGACAGUUGCAUGGGUACAGUGCCACUGCUAGCGCCGGCGCCGCCACGUUGCAGAGUCAGAGUCGCUCGAGUUCGCAUCAACAUGCUGCUGCUGGUGGGAAGAUGUCCAAGUUUUGGAGAUCGCGCUGGCAUCACGAAGUCACUGGCAGUUAUUCCAACACAAUCUUGCGGGAGGGCACUGGCACUGCGAUGGAUGAGCAUGCUGAGAAUGUUGCACAAAAGCCAACGCCGGCUUCUAGUAGCGACAGCGGCGGCGCAAUAACGGCAACGCCGAUAAAGAAGACGGAUUGGACUCUGGAUCGCCUUUACCCUUUGGAUGACGAGGAAAUCAGCUUGCCGGAUAUCACGCGGCGGAGAUAUGAAGGGUGA
Messenger RNA from Exophiala dermatitidis NIH/UT8656, 1221 nucleotides. RefSeq lists its product as uncharacterized. Bases 1 to 1221 code for a protein of 406 amino acids. NCBI's taxonomy places the organism in Eukaryota, Fungi, Ascomycota, Eurotiomycetes, Chaetothyriales, Herpotrichiellaceae. The transcript has 3 exons. The record is from RefSeq and is a predicted model, not a curated record.